AUGAGCCCUGAGCUGGAUUCGAAGAACCGAGUUCCUGACACAAAGAAUGACGCUGGCGUCGACAUUAUAUCUCGCCAACUCUCGAGCUCCAGCAUAGGGCCUAGUGUGGCAGAGGAAGGGCAUUCGCACUUCCUCGGCCUCUCCGGCACCGAGCUGAAUCUCAUGGUGGCCUUCGCUGCUGGUGUUGGUUUUGUCUUGUUCGGCUAUGACCAGGGUGUCAUGGGCAGUCUGCUGACGCUCCCGGCCUUUUUGCAAAUGUACCCCGAGAUGAAUGGCAACACGAACUCGACGAUGCAGGGCGCUAUUAUUGGCAUCUACGAGAUUGGCUGCUUCAUCGGAGCCAUCUCGUGCCUUUUGUGGGGUAACGCUCUUGGUCGCCGCAAAGUCAUUUGGAUUGGGAGCAUCUUCAUGGCGGUCGGUGCUGUAUUGCAGGUCAUCGGCCAGCAUAUUGCGCUGAUGUGGGUCGGUCGCGUGAUUGCCGGCAUUGGUAACGGGCAGCACACGUCGACGAUUCCCGUGUGGCAGUCUGAGUGUUCGCCGCCGCACCGCCGAGGUAUGCUGAUCAUGAUCGAAGGCUCCUUGAUUGCCUUUGGCAUUAUGGUCUCGUACUGGGUCGACUUUGCACUGUUCUGGGCGGACAAUUCUGCGGGUGUGGACCCGCGGCAGGCCGAGUAUGUGGCCGCGACCUCGCUCGACAGUGUGUCGUGGCGCUUCCCCAUUGCGUUUCAGCUCCUGCUGAUUCUGCCGACCUUUUUGACAAUUUGGCUCCCGGAGAGCCCGCGGUGGCUCCUGCUGCGCGGGCGCGAGACAGAAGCACGCGAGGUUCUCUCGGCGCUGAACAGGAAGGCGCCGCAUGACGAUGCCAUCGACUUGAUUGUGGAGGAGAUCCAAAACAGUCUUGCGAUCUCGCAAGCGACGAAGCUGUCGGACCUGGUGAAGCAGGGGCCGGGCCACAACUUCCACCGCACGGCGCUGGCCUUUGUCAUCCAGAUGUUCCAGCAGAUCAGCGGUAUUAAUUUGAUGUACGUUGUAUCGUCUCACACCAGCACGUAUUACGCCGGCUCUCUCUUCGAGCGCAACCUCGGAUUGGCUGCCGUCGAGUCGCGCAUUCUCGCCGCAUGCAACGGCACAGAGUACUUCCUUGCGUCGGUGGUGGCCAUCUUCACGAUCGAGCGCGUGGGCCGACGCAAGCUCAUGCUGUUUGGCGCGGCCGGCAUGGCCCUUACGAUGGCUGUGCUCACUGGUGUGCUGAGCAAGUCGGCAAUGCAGUAUGAGAUGCAGCCCGUUGAUGCGGAGAUGUGCCGUAUUGCUGGCGGCUCUUGGUGUGACCUCGUGCCUGGCCAUGCCAGGUCAGACCGCAAUGGCUAUGCCGUGGCCGGCGCUGUCAUGCUGUACGUAUCGGCGACUGACAUCAGUUUUGUCUUCAACACAUUCUUCGCCCUAGGCUGGCUUGGCAUGACGUGGCUGUACCCUGCAGAGUGCACGCCGCUGAGCAUUCGUGCCCAAGCGAAUGGCAUUUCUACGAGUGCCAACUGGCUCUUUAAUUUCAUGGUGGUCAUGAUCACGCCCAUUGCCUUCCACAACAUCAACAACUACACCUACCUCAUCUUUUGUGCGAUCAACGCGCUCAUGGUACCAGCCACAUUCUUCAUCUUCCCUGAGACGGCCGGCCGCAGUCUCGAGGAGAUGGACGAGAUCUUUGCGCAGUCCAGUGCUUGGAACCCGUACGAUGUGGUUUGCAAAGAACGUAAAUACCCACGCCGCUAUGACGGCCAAGGCCGCAUGAAAGAAGAGUACAUCAAGGAACACAUUCACGACGCCACAAACACGCCCACGGCGCCCUAG
Messenger RNA from Malassezia sympodialis ATCC 42132, 1845 nucleotides. RefSeq lists its product as uncharacterized. Gene Ontology annotation, molecular function: carbohydrate:proton symporter activity. NCBI's taxonomy places the organism in Eukaryota, Fungi, Basidiomycota, Malasseziomycetes, Malasseziales, Malasseziaceae. Gene Ontology annotation, cellular component: membrane. The transcript is spliced from 2 exons. The record is from RefSeq and is a predicted model, not a curated record. Gene Ontology annotation, biological process: transmembrane transport; carbohydrate transport. The coding region runs from base 1 to 1845 and encodes 614 amino acids.